GAGCUUAAAGCCUGGAGGAAAAGAUUUGUGUGGCUGCCUUUAAAAAGAAAACAUGAAGUAAGUCCGUGGAGUCACAUGGCUCGAGUGGACUCGGCGUUUCACAAGUGUCCCAGUGUGUUUAAAGAAGAGUGUAGCACGAGUUGUAUGCGCGUCCAUGCGGUGACAGCAGCUGUUUGUCCAAUCACUCGCGACGAUGGCAAACGGAAAUGAGACGGUUGUUUACUUUUCUGAGCAGGUGGUCGUGCUGUGUUCCUGCGCGCUGUCGUUCGUGGGCUCCUCUCUCAUCAUCGUCACCUUCAUCGCGUGGUCAGAUUUACGCACCACUCCGCGGAGACUGCUGGUCUUCCUCUCCGUGUCGGACUGGUUGUCCGCCGUCUCGUACGCAUACGGAGUGUGGAGCGUUUUCCGCACGAACUCGGUGGACUGCGUCGUCCAAGGAGCCGUGUCCACUUUCGCAAACACCAGCUCCUUCUUUUGGACUGUGGCCAUCGCCAUUUACCUGUACGUCUUCAUCGUCAGGUCCAGCCAAAGAGUCGCUGACAGUCUGGUGCUGGUUUUUCACCUGGUCAGCUGGGGCGUUCCUCUCAUCAUCACUGUUGCAGCCGUGUGCCUGAACAAGAUUGGCUAUGAUGCGUCUGAGGUGUCCGUGGGCUGGUGCUGGGUCAGCAUCAAUGCUCCUGACCGUGUCCUGUGGAUGCUGCUGACUGGAAAGAUCUGGGAGUUUCUGGCUUACCUCACCCUCCCUGUCCUCUACAUCCUGAUCAAGAGGCACAUCCACAUCGCGCAUGCCGCCCUGUCCGAGUACCGGCCCAUUUUGGCCAACAGGCCACCGUCCCACUCCUUCUCCUCCAUGGCUGACAGGAAGCUGACAUUCAUUCCUAUCAUCUUCAUUGUCCUGCGCAUCUGGAGCACGGUGCGCUUCAUCCUGCUGCUGGCGGGCUCUGCAGCCAGACAGAGCCCAGUGCUCGUCACCUUACAUGGUAUUGGCAACACCUCACAGGGAGCAGCCAACUGCAUCCUGUUUGUGUUGUUCACCAAGCCCAUGCGCACACGCCUGUGCACGGCACUCUGCUACUGCUGCUCCAGGUGUCGAGCAGAGGGCCAGUACUCGCACGACGCCUCUCACAGGCUGCUGCCGAACCAGGACGCGUCCACACAGAGAGGAGGAGGAGGAGGAGGAGGAGGAGGAGGAGAAGAAGACGACGGCGGCAGCAGCAGCCGAGCUGGGAAUCAAAGAUGACGCCUGGUUCUGUGGAUGAGGGGGAGAAGACGGGCGGCAGAGGCUUGUACGUGAAGUGCGUGGUGGCUCCACGGCCUCCUCUUCUCACCGAGCCUCAUUAGAGCAAGUGCCUACAGAGAGGGAUGGAGCUUCUGCUGGUGCGUGCAUAUGUGUGGCACAGGAAAAGUCACACGCCUGCACUUUGACUGAUGUGAAGACUCUACGCCCGCUUUUGAUGAAACAUUUGAAUAUGACAUAAAUGACUCAUCCAGAUA
Molecule: messenger RNA, 1494 nt
Organism: Solea senegalensis (Senegalese sole)
Lineage: Eukaryota; Metazoa; Chordata; Actinopteri; Pleuronectiformes; Soleidae
Gene: gpr157
Product: G protein-coupled receptor 157
Exons: 4
Coding region: 194-1240 (348 amino acids)
Biological process (GO): cell surface receptor signaling pathway; adenylate cyclase-activating G protein-coupled receptor signaling pathway
Cellular component (GO): plasma membrane
Molecular function (GO): G protein-coupled receptor activity; cAMP binding
Source: RefSeq, a predicted model, not a curated record